GUGAUAAAUGAGAACAUGCUGACUGAAAACAGCCACAAUGUAAACUGCAUGAAGAGGCAAAAUACCCAUCAUCCAAGAGGGCGUUCCCAUGUUGAAUUACUUUUACGUGCCACUCUUGACAGUGGGUUCAUACUUGAAUUGCACACAGCUUCUUCAGCGUCUAUGCAAUGUGUGUGGACACCUCUUUGUUUCUGCAAAGACUUAAAAAGAAACGAUGGGACAACACCCAAACCUUUCCUCAUGUCUCCUGGCCUGAAAACAAUAUUGGGAAGAGCUGAGCAGAGCCCCAGGAAUUCAUGUGGAUAAAUCCCUCUAAAAUCUAUGAGAAUACCUUUACUUGGCUUACAUAGCAUGAAUUAGCUUACAGUAUAUAUUAUAGCUAAAGUGGAGUACAUUUUGUAAUGGGAGCUGAGGAUUAUGGAAAGUGAUGACAUGACCAUCCACCUCAAGAGCAAAGACCAAAGACUCUCUGCACUAUAACAGAAACUAACUCAGGACGCAGAGCUUUGGCCUUUCUGACAUAGACCCUACACAGCAUACUAACAUGUUUGCCUCUUACUUCUGACUGCUGCCUUAUUCUGGAAAAAUGAUCACUCACUCAAUAUCUGGUAUUUAAAAAGCUGCCUGAGC
Messenger RNA from Onychostoma macrolepis, 630 nucleotides. It is a transcript of the gene slc44a5a, whose product is annotated as solute carrier family 44 member 5a. The transcript is spliced from 4 exons. The record is from RefSeq and is a predicted model, not a curated record. NCBI's taxonomy places the organism in Eukaryota, Metazoa, Chordata, Actinopteri, Cypriniformes, Cyprinidae. The coding region runs from base 16 to 306 and encodes 96 amino acids.